Messenger RNA from Hippopotamus amphibius kiboko, 1684 nucleotides. RefSeq names its product NIN1 (RPN12) binding protein 1 homolog (gene NOB1). The record is from RefSeq and is a predicted model, not a curated record. Bases 98 to 1345 code for a protein of 415 amino acids. Lineage: Eukaryota; Metazoa; Chordata; Mammalia; Artiodactyla; Hippopotamidae. Gene Ontology annotation, molecular function: RNA endonuclease activity. Gene Ontology annotation, biological process: ribosomal small subunit biogenesis; maturation of SSU-rRNA. The transcript has 9 exons. Gene Ontology annotation, cellular component: preribosome, small subunit precursor.
UGGCGGCGGCCCUUGCCGGCUUCCACAGGCCGGGUUUGGGAGGGAGGGGAGGGAACAAGGUGCGUGCGCCUGCGCGCUCUGGCCUCGUUGGGCCAAGAUGGCGCCGGUGGAGCACGUUGUAGCGGAUGCCGGGGCUUUUCUUCGGGACGCGGCUCUGCAGGACAUCGGGAAGAACAUCUACACCAUUCGGGAUGUGGUCAGCGAGAUUCGGGACAAGGCCACGCGCAGGCGGCUCGCCGUCCUGCCCUACGAGCUACGUUUCAGGGAGCCCUUCCCGGAAUACGUGCGGCUGGUGACUGAGUUUUCAAAGAAAACUGGAGACUAUCCCAGCCUCUCUGCCACAGAUAUCCAAAUACUGGCACUUACCUACCAGUUGGAAGCAGAGUUUGUUGGGGUUUCUCACCUAAAACAAGAACCAGAAAAGGUUAAAGUGAGUUCAUCGAUUCAGCACCCAGAAACUCCUCUACACAUCUCUGGUUUCCAUCUGCCCUCAAAGCCUAAACCCCCACGAGGAACAGUAGAAGUAGAACAUGGACACCCAGCUGGUGAGCCUGAGGACACAGAAUUCAGUUCCUUUGUGUUCUGGAGAAACCCUUUGCCUAAUAUUGAUCAUGAACUGCAGGCCCUGCUGAUUGACGAAGGCGGGGAUGUUCCAAGUGAGGAGGAGAAUGAAGAGAAUGAAUUUGAAGAAAGGAAGGAAUAUGACAGUGAUGGCGACGGGGGUGGGUGGAUCACCCCCAGCAACAUCAAGCAGAUCCAGCAGGAGAUGGAGCAGUGUGCUGUCCCGAAGGACGUGCGGGUCGGCUGUGUGACUACAGACUUCGCCAUGCAGAACGUCCUGCUCCAGAUGGGGCUGCAUGUGCUGGCUGUGAACGGCAUGCUUAUCCGCGAGGCCCGGAGCUACAUCUUGCGCUGCCAUGGCUGUUUCAAGACAACAUCUGACAUGAGCCGAGUGUUCUGCGCACAUUGUGGAAACAAGACGCUGAAGAAGGUGUCUGUGACCGUCAGCGACGACGGAACCCUGCACAUGCACUUUUCCCGCAACCCUAAGGUGCUGAAUCCCCGGGGCCUCCGGUAUUCACUCCCUACUCCCAAAGGGGGCAAGUACGCCGUCAACCCUCACCUGACUGAGGACCAGCGCUUCCCUCAGCUGCGACUCUCCCGGAAGGCCAGGCAGAAGACUGAUGUGUUUGCCCCUGACUACAUAGCUGGGGUGUCUCCCUUUGCAGAGAACGACAUCUCCAGCCGGUCAGCUACCCUGCAGGUCCGAGACAGCACCUUGGGAGCCGGGAGGAGACGGUUAAAUCCCAAUGCUUCCAGAAAGAAGUUUGUGAAGAAAAGGUGAAGGGCGAGCUCCACGGGCAAGCUGGACUGAUGGCUGUGACUGUCCAGGAGUCCUGUGUCUCACCUCCCCAGCUGCGCCAGCUCCACAGCCACCUGCACACAGAGAAGAGGCCCAGCUUCCACAGGGCUGCCUCAGGACUCACUGUGGUGCCUUGGGUUGGGUUUGCGGUGGAACCCGGCCAUCCCUUGGCCUGUGCACAUCCAGAGAGCUGGGGUUCCUGCCAUGUUGAGGGGAGUUUGGUGAAAACAGAACAAACAGUGCCUGGAGCAAAUCUUCAACCUUUAAAGAAGGGAACUUCCAAGUAGUAAUAUUUUUCUAAUAAAUGUAGUUGCAAGCUUC